CCACCGGGGCGCUCUCUUACCCCGCGCAACUCUUCUACUACGGCGACAGCACGAAAGUCCUGCAAUUGGGCCCCCACGACACGAACUUCAACAUGCACCGCUUUCCCAACCCCGGCGGACCCAAACUGAGCUUCGUCGACCCGCACGAGCAAUACUCGAGCUCUGCGGACGCCUUCUGGUUCUCCGCCGUCGUCCGCCCGAAGGCGUACGUGCACAAGAGAAGCCCGUCCGAAGUGUUGAUUCCGGCCACCGGGGUGCGGAAAUUGACGCGCGAGAUGGUGCAUCCCCCACAGGAGCUCCCCCCGGCGCGGCCUGGGAGCGGCGGGAGCAAAGAGACCGAAAAAUUCGUUUUACCCUACUCCUCCUCCAGCGCGGACGAGUCGCAGCAGGAAAGCGUAAGCGAUGAGGAUCAACAUCACGGAAGAACGAGGAAAACAUCGUCAAAAAAUCAUGCUACGGUCUUCCAGGCACUCGCCUCGCAGAAGGAAGACGAUUUCAAUCCCUUCAACCCGACCUCGAAGCGGCGAUUUUACUUUGCGCUGUCCGAGGCGGCUUUUAACUUUCUCCAAGAGCACGACAGCGAACUGCUCUCGAAAAUCCAGCACCGCAUUGUCGUGUACGGGAAGGUCUCCCCUUCGGGGAAGGUGGCGGUGGUCCGGUCCCUCCAGCGGCUCGGCCCGCACGUGGUCGGGAUGUGCGGCGACGGGGGCAACGACUGCGCGGCGUUG
Messenger RNA from Amoebophrya sp. A120, 728 nucleotides. The record is from the annotation of a GenBank genome assembly. NCBI's taxonomy places the organism in Eukaryota, Dinophyceae, Syndiniales, Amoebophryaceae.